GCCCCCGCAUGACGUACGUGCACCACCCGGUGUCAGCAAGAUGGUGGUCGUUCCAAAAGUAAUCGGUGAUUAGAUAUGGAUUUUGUAGAUAUUCCUCACUAAAUGUGCUUAGUUAUUCUGUGAAUUUGCAAGUGUGUGAUUGUUGUGAGUGUUCUGCAUCGACUAAACCAGUGCCUGUCACACCUUAAGGAUGUCUUCUGACGAGGAGAAGCCUCCGGCGCCCCCCGUGCGCCUCACCUCCAACCGGGGCACCGACAUCCUCUCCAACUCGCUGGCGAUGGACCGGCCCCUGCCCAAGGAGCCCGACGACGCCGACCGCAAGAAGAAGAACCUCAAGUCGAAGAAAGCGAGCAAAUUGUCCACGUACACCUCCGACAAGCCCAACAUCUCCUAUCCCACCAACUUCGAGCACACGGUCCAUGUGGGCUUCGACCCCGUCUCCGGAGAGUUCACGCUGCCACUCAAAGGAAUGCCGGAAGCAUGGUCUCGACUGUUAAUGAACUCCAACAUCAGCAAACAGGAACAAAAGAACAACCCCCAGGCCGUUCUCGAUGUUCUCACUUGGUUUGAUAAUACAACAAAAGAACCGCCAAACACUAAAUACAUGACGAAAACCACAACAGCAACACAUUCAGGUUCGUCAUUGAGCCGCGUUUCCAGUUCGAGUCCGAGCAGCACAACGCCGACGGAGGCCGAAGGGGGCUCACAUUCCUACCACAGUCCAGCGCACGCCGCCAGUUCCGAAAUCGAAGACGAAGCGCCUCCGCCACCUAUCGCCAGUCGCCCCGAACGCACCAAAAGCAUUUACACAAAACCAAUCGAAGAGGUUCAGAUAACAAAUAACAGCGUCGGGACGCCGACCCACAGCCUGAGUCCGGCCCAUACGACGCCGACACAUGGAGCCAACGCGAAUUCGACGCCGCCGGCGCCCAUCCUCGAUCGAAACAAGAACCAAGCCGGUCCUGAAAUGUCAAGAGCAGCGUCGGAAAAACGAAAGAAAAAAAUGAGCGAUGAAGAAAUCUUGGAAAAAUUGAGAAGUAUUGUUUCGGUCGGUGAUCCAAUCAGAAAAUACACCAAAAUCGAUAAGAUUGGUCAAGGUGCUUCGGGAACUGUUUACACGGCGAUGGAAACGUCCACAGGUGUAGAAGUUGCCAUCAAACAAAUGAAUUUAUCACAACAGCCUAAGAAAGAACUGAUUAUCAAUGAGAUUCUAGUCAUGCGAGAAAACAAACACGGAAAUGUAGUGAAUUAUCUAGACAGUUAUCUUGUGAACGAGGAACUCUGGGUUGUGAUGGAAUAUUUACCAGGCGGUUCACUGACUGACGUAGUAACGGAGACGUGCAUGGACGAGGGUCAAAUCGCGGCUGUGUGUCGAGAAGUCCUUCAAGCGCUCGACUUUCUCCAUUCAAACCAAGUCAUCCAUAGGGACAUUAAAUCGGACAAUAUUCUCCUCGGACUUGACGGCUCCGUCAAAUUAACUGAUUUCGGUUUCUGUGCUCAAAUAAGUCCCGAACAAUCAAAAAGAACGACGAUGGUGGGGACGCCUUAUUGGAUGGCGCCGGAAGUCGUCACGCGGAAGCAAUACGGCCCUAAGGUCGAUGUGUGGUCGUUGGGCAUCAUGGCGAUCGAAAUGAUCGAAGGUGAGCCGCCGUAUUUGAACGAAAAUCCGCUGAGGGCGCUGUAUUUGAUUGCAACCAACGGCAAACCCGAUAUUAAAGAUAAGGAGAAGUUGUCGCCCUCCUUUCAAGAUUUUCUAGACCAAUGUUUGGCUGUGGAAGUCGACAAAAGGGCGUCGGCGCGCGAUUUAUUAAAACAUCCCUUCUUAAAGUUGGCACGACCGUUGGCCAGCCUGACGCCGCUCAUUUUGGCGGCGAAAGAAGCGGCAAAACAACACUAGCGAUAAGUUUCAGGCUUUUGUCCUGUUCGUUAUCAAUUUUCUUUUGUAUUAUAUAUACGUGAGAGACUAUAUUCCCAUGUUACUAGAAAUGCAUUCGAUUUUUUUAAAACAAUAAUGUAACAUAAUCGUAUAUUUUAUUAUUUUAGCUUGCAGUUCUAGUUAUAUGGGUCGUAUUUUAUUAGGGACGUAAGCAUUUAAUAGAGGUCUGAUGUUCGUAUAAGUGACAGGAGACGUGUGCCUAAUUUCACAACAAUAACGCUGCGUAGGGAUUUUUCGUUUCGUUGUCACUAGCUUCUUUUUAUGCUUUUGCGCUUGAUUGAUCGAAAAUGCGAUUUUUUGUAGCUACAGGGUAGUUCCUGUUUUCGGUUUUAUUCCUCUAUAAAUUCUAUGACCAGUCUUUGUAUUAAAAAAGUAUCAUUUUAUAAUCGAAAUUAUUUAUUAUUUUGUUAACGUUUUAGUUUCAUCUAUAUUUUGUUAAGAAGAAAAACUUGUAAAGAAAUACUAGGAAAAGCUAUAUUGUAAAACAAACGCCUGUCAAAGGUCUAUAUAGAUGAAGAAUGAGUGUUAGUCUGGAUGAUUUAACUAGUUAUAGUAUUUUUGCACUAGUAUUUAUCAAAGAAAAAUUCAUAUUGUGAUUGCCAAGGUAUAUUCGAAGGCAUAUUGUUGCCAAUGAAAGAUUGUGUAUGGUAAUUAAAAUAAAAUCAUUUUAUAAUUA
This is a messenger RNA of Tribolium castaneum (red flour beetle), 2612 nucleotides long. It is a transcript of the gene Pak, whose product is annotated as p21-activated kinase. Gene Ontology annotation, cellular component: cytoplasm. The transcript is spliced from 11 exons. NCBI's taxonomy places the organism in Eukaryota, Metazoa, Arthropoda, Insecta, Coleoptera, Tenebrionidae. Gene Ontology annotation, biological process: regulation of MAPK cascade; protein phosphorylation; regulation of axonogenesis. Gene Ontology annotation, molecular function: protein serine/threonine kinase activity; ATP binding. The record is from RefSeq and is a predicted model, not a curated record. The coding region runs from base 191 to 1897 and encodes 568 amino acids.